AUGGAAAUUAUUAAUCAUGAUUCAAAAUUAUUAAAAAUUAAUCAAACAAAUGAAUUUAAUGAUUUAUUUUGGGCAAUGAAAGGUGGUGGUAAUGGUAAUUUUGGUGUUAUAGUUUCAUUAUCUUUUAAAUUAAUUAAAGCACCUAAAAUGGUAAUUAAAUAUGAUUUACAUUGGAAUAAUUAUAAUAAUAUUUAUAAAGUAUUUAAUAUUUGGCAAAAAUUAGCACCUCAUACAGAUAAUAGAUUAACAAGUCAAUUUACAAUUUUUAAUAAUUCAUUUGCCUCUCAAGGUUUAUUUAUAGAUGGUACUGAAAAUGAAUUAAAAUUAUUAUUAAAUAAUUUAAUAGAAUCGAGUAGGGAAAAUAUGGAUCAAUUAAAUUUUAAAAUUUAUUCCUAUUAUGAUAGUAUAUUAGAUUAUGCACAAUGUAAAAAUGAACAAGAUUGUUUAAAUGAAAUGAAAAAACAACCAUCUAUUGAAAAUCCUAUUUUAUAUAAAACUAAAAGUUCAUAUGCAUUUAAAGAAAUACCAAAAGAAGGAAUUGAUUAUUUCAUUGAAACUAUACCAAAAUUACAAUUACAAUCAUCAUCUUUUAUUUGUGUACAAUUUGAUUCCUAUGGAGGUGCAAUUAGAGAGAAUGAUAUUAAUCUUGUGAAAAGUUCAUUUCCACACAGAUUAGCACUCUAUCAUGCACAAUAUAUGAUUUAUUAUUCAAAUAGAAAUGAAAGAUAUCAAGUUGAACAAUUUAUUAAUCAUUUAUAUGAUUUAACUGUUCCAUUUCUAUCUCCACAUUCAUAUGUUAAUUAUUGUGAUGCCUAUUUAAAAGAUUAUGAAUUUGCAUACUAUUCAAUUAACAUGUUCAAAUUAAGAGAAUUGAAAAAGAAAUAUGAUCCUUUCAAUUUGUUUAAAUAUGAACAAUCAAUUUCAUUCAUUUAA
Messenger RNA from Naegleria gruberi, 933 nucleotides. RefSeq lists its product as uncharacterized. Lineage: Eukaryota; Heterolobosea; Eutetramitea; Acrasida; Naegleriidae. Gene Ontology annotation, molecular function: flavin adenine dinucleotide binding; oxidoreductase activity. The transcript has a single exon. The coding region runs from base 1 to 933 and encodes 310 amino acids. The record is from RefSeq and is a predicted model, not a curated record.